Molecule: messenger RNA, 1291 nt
Organism: Teleopsis dalmanni
Lineage: Eukaryota; Metazoa; Arthropoda; Insecta; Diptera; Diopsidae
Gene: CNMaR
Product: cysteinyl leukotriene receptor 1
Exons: 7
Coding region: 1-1185 (394 amino acids)
Biological process (GO): G protein-coupled receptor signaling pathway
Cellular component (GO): plasma membrane
Molecular function (GO): G protein-coupled receptor activity
Source: RefSeq, a predicted model, not a curated record
AUGGAAAUGAUCGGCAGCAUUUUGUCAUUCUAUUAUGUACCGAUACUUGUUUGCACCGGUAGCAUUGGUAAUAUUUUAUCGGUCUUUGUCUUUUUCAAAACUAAAUUACGGAAGCUCUCAUCCAGUGUUUACUUAGCCGCCCUAGCCAUUAGUGACACAUGCUUUCUGUUCGGACUUUUCGCGCAAUGGCUGAAUUUUGUCGAUGUGCAUAUUUACAAUCGAGACUUUUUCUGUCAAUUUUUUACGUAUUUCAGCAGCUUGGCUUGUUUCUGUUCGGCAUGGUUUGUUGUUGCUUUCACAGUGGAACGCUUUAUUGCUGUCAUGUAUCCCUUACGGAGGCAAACUAUGUGCACAGUGCGUCGUGCAAAAAUUGUGCUCUUUGGACUAACUUUGAUGGGUUGUUUGCAUUGCACACCAUUUUGGAUACUAUCGACACCUGUAUAUUCACCAAAACUGGAGACAACAAUUUGUGACAUCAAAAGCGAAUAUAAGGAAUAUAUAACACUACUAAAUUAUUGGGAUACAAUUAUAAUAUUCGCAGUGCCAUUCACUACAAUUGCCAUACUGAAUACUUUCACCGGCUGCACAGUAUGGAAAUUUGCAACUGUACGGAGAAGCUUAACUAUGCAAAAAAUGAAAACUCAACUUACCAGGGAUGCACUUACUUCUUCAACGUAUCGAAUAACCUCACUGAAGCGACAAAAAUCGACUUGUUCACACCCGAGUGGACAAAACAACGUUUCACGUCUGAAUUGCGACAUUACACGAAAGUCAAGAAGACGAAAAAUUACGAAUUCAUCUCAACUGAAAGUGACAAAAAUGUUGCUAGUCGUUUCGACUGUUUUUGUAUGUUUAAAUUUACCAAGUUAUAUAUUACGCAUCAAGACUUUUUUGGAGACUCAAACAUCUGCAAAUGAAAAAACCACCGUGGUCCUGCAAUACAUUUUUCAAUUACUUUUCAUAACGAAUUUUGGAAUAAAUUUUGUACUAUAUUGUGUGAGUGGACAAAAUUUUCGCAAAGCCGUACUAUCAAUGUUUCAACGUGUAUCUCACAGAGACGGAACCACACAAGUUACAGUUUCAGAAUACUACCGUAACAGCGGAGCUACUGGUAUGUCCACGAGACGACGCAUGAUGACACAACACUGUUGGAAUGAAAUACAUGAAAUGCAUCUUCUCAAGUAAUCGGAACUGAAGAACAAGUUUUUCAUUAUGAAUUGUGAUUAGCAUAGAAUUACAAACGUUAAUGAAUGUAUUAAAAUUUAAAUAAAAUUACCUAAACUUAUAUACG